AUACAGGUUUAUUUAUGUCAAUAAUAAAAAAUAAUGGCUGUUAUUUUGCAAAAAACAUUAAAGAAUAUCAGAAGCACCUACCCGUUUUUUAAUAGAAGUUUUUAUACUAGAGUCAAUCAUACAGCUGCUCUAAUUCAUAAAACUUGUUAUUCAUCAUCUUGUAAGUUUUAUUCAAAGCUUGUGGAAACUUCACCAAUAAAUGGAAAUGGAAACUCAAAUGGAAAUUAUCAAUCAAGUGGGAAACACGAGAUAAAUGAUAAUUCUGAAGUUUUGAAAAAAAAGAGGCUGUUUUCUGUAAUGAUUGGUUCAAUGAUUGGUUUUUUUUCUUUCAGUUACAUACUUUACAAAAAAAAUUGUAUGAAAGCUAUAUCAGAAGAGAUUAUUAAAGAAACUGAUGAAGAGAUAAAAUCUGCAAAUGGAUUUAAGGAACGAAAGAUUAUUGAAUACGAAAAUAGAAUACGUCAGUACAGCACGCCAGAUAAGAUAUUUCGUUACUUUGCUACUAUUCAAGACAUUAAUUCUAAUGACAUUUUUAUGACACCUGAAGACUUUGUCCGUUCACUUACUCCAAAUGUGCUACAGCCACAUGAUCUUGGUUUGGACAUUUUUAAACAAGUCCAUGUCAAGAAUUUACCUGUUUAUGAAAGCAAAAAUUUUGGUGAAAAUAGCGUCUUUCUAUUCUUUGGAGAUAAAGGACUUGUGAAUUUUUCAGAUUAUGUAUUCCUGCUAGCUGUGAUAGGAACUUCUUCCAGAAUUAUUGAACUUGCCUUCAAAAUGUUUGAUCUAAAUGGAGAUGGAGAUGUAACAGAAGAUGAGUUUGAAAAGGUUCGUUCAUUGUUUCUCAGCAUGAGCACUUCUGGAAGCCGACAUAGAGAUCAUGCAACCACAAGAAGUAUUCUUAACAACCAUGUUAGCUCCGAAUUAAAAACAUAUUUUUUUGGAAAAGAUGGACUUAAAAAAUUAACAGUAGAUAGGUUUAUUGAAUUUAAAAUGAAACUACAGAAAGAGGUCAUGCUGUUGGAGUUUCAGAUGUUUGGUUCAAAAGAUGGAGUUAUUUCGGAAAACAAGUUCACUGAGAUGUUACUUACAUAUGCGUACUUUGAUAAAGCUAAGCAUUCUAAAAUACUAAAGAAAAUUAAAAAAAUGUACGGAGAAGGUUCUGGAAAGAAUGAGGGGCUAUUGUUUGAAGAUUAUCUUGAUUUCUAUCAGUUUUUGCUGAAUUUAAGAGAUGUAGAAAUGGCAUUAAGUUUUCACACAGUUUCUGGUCAAACAAUUGAUAAAGAAACAUUCAAGCAAGUUGCAAAAUCAGUUGCAGGUGUAAAUCUGCGCGAUCAUCUGGUUGAUGUAGUUUUCUCUAUAUUUGAUGAAAAUGAGGAUGGUCAUUUAAGCAACAAAGAAUUUGUGGCUGUCAUGAAAGAUAAGAUGUUCAGAGGGCUUAACAAACCAAAAGAUACUGGUUUCACACGACUUCUGUCUGCAAUUUGGAAGUGCGCAAAAAUAAGUAUUAGUGAUACAUUGUGCAAAGAAUGAUAAUAUUACGAUGGAUAUAAUGAAAAUACUAUUUGAAUGGUUAUAAUGCUGCAAAUAUAAUGGAGAUUAUGAUAUUAUCAAAAAUUGAUAUUAUGGAUUAGUUCAAUUUAAAAGUAAACAUAAAAACAAAACAAAAAAUUUUCUCUUUAAAUUAUUAUCUUGUUAUCAGCAAAAUAUUAUCUAUGUUAUCUGUUACUUGUUAUCAACUUUUAUCUUUAUAAACUGGUGUUAAACCAUAGAUUAUUAUUUUUUUUUUAAAUAAAGGUUUAUUUUUACUUUAUUUGUUUGGUUAUAUAAAUUAUUUAUUUUUAUUUUUAUUUUAUAAAGCUUGUUUUAUUGUUAAUGGUAUCUAUGGUAACUUUGUAUAUUCUUUGUUGUGUAUAUUUAUGCAUAAUAUUUUUUGUUGAGCAUACAUGUAUAAUAUUAUCAGAUUUAAAACAAAUCGAAAAAUUUAAAUUAAUAAGAA
This is a messenger RNA of Hydra vulgaris (swiftwater hydra), 1996 nucleotides long. Its product is annotated as calcium uptake protein 1, mitochondrial. The record is from RefSeq and is a predicted model, not a curated record. Lineage: Eukaryota; Metazoa; Cnidaria; Hydrozoa; Anthoathecata; Hydridae. Gene Ontology annotation, cellular component: uniplex complex. Gene Ontology annotation, molecular function: calcium ion binding. Gene Ontology annotation, biological process: mitochondrial calcium ion homeostasis; calcium import into the mitochondrion.